Kluyveromyces lactis is the source of this 2826-nucleotide messenger RNA. It is a transcript of the gene INP51, whose product is annotated as phosphoinositide 5-phosphatase INP51. The record is from RefSeq and is a predicted model, not a curated record. Lineage: Eukaryota; Fungi; Ascomycota; Saccharomycetes; Saccharomycetales; Saccharomycetaceae. Gene Ontology annotation, biological process: phosphatidylinositol dephosphorylation. Gene Ontology annotation, molecular function: phosphatidylinositol-3,5-bisphosphate 5-phosphatase activity; phosphatidylinositol-4,5-bisphosphate 5-phosphatase activity. Gene Ontology annotation, cellular component: cytoplasm; membrane. The transcript has a single exon. The coding region runs from base 1 to 2826 and encodes 941 amino acids.
AUGAAAGUAUAUCUACGGAAAAGUCCUAGAGCUAUUGCUCUAGUUUCGAAUGGAUAUGUGCUUAUUUUUGAGAAAAGACAAAAUAGUACGUCAUCAUUCCUGAAGGGCGGUUCACCUAAGGUCACAGUGCAAUCAGUGUUAGAAAGCGCUUUUGAUACGGAGCCAUACACACAAUUGAACCACACAACAUUUACUGCAUUGUUCGGAUUGAUCACUGUUAAGGGUCAAGUGUUUAUUGGGAUUAUCACAAGUAACAAAAAGGUCGGAUCUCCCAGAUGGAAACUAAAUGAGCAGGAUAAGGUAAUAGAGGAGGAAACCAUCUAUCAAAUAUUGAACAUUAAUUUCUAUUGCAUAGACAGUGAUAAAUACGACUCAAUGUUUCAAGAUCUCUCUGAUAUAGGCUAUGAAAGACAGUUGACUGAACAUCCAUGUGGGCAUCUAAAAAUGCUUAUCAGUGAUGGGUCAUUUUAUUAUUCCAAUGAUUUUGAUAUCACUAACAGUUUACAAGAGAGAGGAUUGGUGCAUAGAAUUGAGUAUACCAUAGAUAACCAGGAUCAGCGUUAUGUCUGGAAUUAUAACCAAAUUUCCGAAAUCGUACAGCUGCGAUCUAGAAUCGCAGUUCAAGAGCGACCGUAUUUUGAUUCAGGAUCCUUUCUGGUAUUCCUAGUAAGAGGAUUUUGUCAAACGAUAACUGAUGGUAUAUCAUCAUCCUGCACUCUAAUAUCGAGAAUAUCAACGGAAGGUAUGAAUAAUCUAUCAGAAUUCAAGGGAAUUGAUCAGAGCGGAAAGGUUUCUAAUUUUGUCGAAACGGAAAUCAUAGUUCAAACGAGACGAAACGUCUUUUCUUAUACAAUGACUGGUGGUGAUAUACCAUUGAAUUGGGAACUAGUAGAAGGUCAAUUCCUCCAUGGUAAAAAACCGAAGUUGUUAUCAAAGGCAAGCACUGUACAACCUUCUUUUGACCUCCAUUUUGACGAAUUAAUGUCGAAGUACGGUGUUGUCAGCAUAGUCAAUGUUUCGAAACCAAAGAACGAUGCUUACGAAGCAAUGAUAAACACUUACCAAAAAUGCGCUUCAUCAAAGGGUAUUGAUUUAACUUUGAUAGAAGACUCUACCAGUGCGUUGAACAGAAUUCCGCACAGGAUAAUAUAUCUUUUACAACAAAAGAUAUACGAGUUCGGAUCGUUUGCAUACGAUAUGGAUAAGAAAAUUUACGUCGGUAAACAGACUGGUGUCUUCAGGAUUAGUGCCGUGAAUCUUUUCAAGAAGCUAAAUAUUGUGGAGAAAGUUAUCAGCGCCGACGUAUUGGAAUUGACCAUCAAUGAAUUGGAAGAGAAAGACAUUUCUUCAGACUUUUGGAAAUCGCAUGACUCUUUAUGGAAAAGCAACGAUUUCUGGUUAGAGAGGCUUAAUAGCAAGCACUCCAAGAAUCCUUCUAAAUAUAAGAAGAUUUACCGCGGUCUUUUUGAUCCAAGUGCAAUCGUUGCGUUAUAUGAUCCAUUGCAUAUAUAUGUGACCAGAUUUCUAAGACAAAGAAGACACGAAUAUACGUUCGAAAAGGAAAUAUCCAUCUUUGCGGGAACAUUUAAUGUGAAUGGGAAACUUUCGAAAGAGAAACUCGAGGGAUGGUUAAAACCUGAAAACGAGUCCCCUGAUCUAUAUGUCAUUGGUUUGGAAGAGAUAGUCGAGUUAUCACCUGGCCACAUGCUCGCCACAGACCCUUACAUCAAGACUUUCUGGGAAAAGAAACUUCUGAGUGAGAUCAACUCCUAUAAUGACAAGAAGUAUCAUGCUGUGUUUAACAGUCAGCUAGGUGGGCUCGCUUUAUUGGUAUUUACAGAUGAGGAGAACAAAUCGCGGAUCAAGCAUAUAGAGGGUGAUAUGAAGAAAACUGGUUUUGGCGGUAUCUCUUCGAAUAAAGGAGCUAUUGCAGUGCACUUGUGGUUGUCUAACACUAAGUUUUGCUUCGUUGUAUCGCAUCUUUCUGCGGGAUUAGAGAAUGUUGAACAAAGACACAAUGACUAUAAGUCAAUUGCUAAACACAUAAGAUUUUCCAAGGGUACAAGAAUCAAAGAUCAUGACGGUGUUAUUUGGAUGGGUGAUUUCAACUUUCGUAUUCUUCUUUCCAACGAUGAUGUACGCCAGGCAAUCAUAGAUAAGAAUUACCACAGGCUAUUUGAAAAGGAUCAGUUAAACCAGCAAAUGAUAUCUGGGGAGUCUUUUCCAUUUUUCGAUGAGAUGGAAAUUACGUUUCCACCGACGUAUAAGUUCAAUCCUGGUACCGAUGUGUACGAUACUAGUGAAAAAAUGAGAAUACCUGCAUGGACUGAUAGAAUCUUAAGUAGGGGUGAGAUACUUAGACAGGAACUUUAUGGCAGUGCAGAGGAUAUCGUAUUUUCUGACCAUAGACCUGUUUACGGUUUAUUUACGGCCAAGUUAACAGUCAUCGAUGAACCAAAGAAGGCUAAGUUAGUGGCAAGCAUCAAAGACAGUAUAAAUGAAACCUUAAAAGACCUAACAGAAGAAGAAAAACUUGCAUAUUUGGAAGAGAAUGACAUUUUGGCAUCAAAAGAAGAAUACAGUUCAUCCAAUCCAGCAACUGCAAACGAACCAAAGAAAAACAAAAAGCUACCACCACCCAGUUCUGACCAGCACAAAUGGUGGGUUGGAAACGGAAAACAGGCAAAAGUUUCAUUGCAAGUUAAUCCAAAGAAGUAUAUACUAAACCCGGAAAGGAGCAGCAAUCCCUUUCAACAGUCAGAACUGCCGGUUUUCAUGGAAAGAGGCCAACUUUCGGAAAGUGAUCUCCAAAAUAAGAUGGAAUGA